Messenger RNA from Lutzomyia longipalpis, 2825 nucleotides. RefSeq names its product angiotensin-converting enzyme-like. Gene Ontology annotation, cellular component: plasma membrane. Lineage: Eukaryota; Metazoa; Arthropoda; Insecta; Diptera; Psychodidae. Gene Ontology annotation, molecular function: peptidyl-dipeptidase activity; metallopeptidase activity. The record is from RefSeq and is a predicted model, not a curated record. Gene Ontology annotation, biological process: proteolysis. The transcript has 6 exons. The coding region runs from base 869 to 2752 and encodes 627 amino acids.
AGUCGUGCGUCACAAUCAGUGAAGGUUGAUUAUUUUGCAAGGGAGCUCCUCCUAGAAUCAUUCUUGUGUGUAUGUGGGAAAUAAUGGAGAUUCUUCCUCCCACAGGACCUCCUAGUCACAUACGAAACGUGUCAUACGUGAAAUUGACGUGAUGUGUGAAUUUAUGUGAAGUGACUGCGGAAUUAGCAACAUCACUCGUUACGAAUCAUGAUGUCUCUAAUAUCUUGGGGCGGCUUUAUCAAUUUUCACACACAGCGCUCUCAUCCAGUUCUCAAUAGUUGUUGGGGGGAUCCUCCGCCGCCGUGCACAUAUUACGGAGACUUUUCUAUCAAAGCAAAAAGCCUUGAACUUGAUCAUCUUGCGCGCGCGAGGAAGCAUGAUUUGUUGAGAUAGAGCAAAACUCGCUAUUCAAGAUCUUUUCUCAUCACAACACUAUAUAUGCUAAAUAGACAUCAAUUAACAGAUGAAUGACCCCAGACCAGACUAAUUUUUUUGGUGCCCACCUAUUUUUUAUGUGAUUCAACAUGUCUGUUAUGCAAAUUACUUUUUUUUUUCAAUUUGUUAUAAAUAAUCACAAGAACUAAAGUGCCUCUACAGCACACAAAUACAUCUCUGCGUAACGUAUUGAUGUGUUGAAAGCAAUUUUGCCGGCAAGUUUAGUCAAAUCCCCGAUUUACCACACCAGUUUUGUAAGAAACAAUACAAACAGAAUGAAAAACUUAUCAAUACAGUGAUGUGAAGAUCGCAUAUUGAAUGCUACUCUGCUAUAAAAGUGGCGGCAGUAGUUAGUCUACCCCUCAGUAUCAAAAUAUCAUUCAAGUGAAUCGCUGUCUCUGUAAGUUGUACAAAAGAAAAAGUUGAUAAAAUCAUGAAAAUCACUGUGAUUUUAUUCACGGGAUUUACAAUUGCCCUCGUGAGUAGUGCUGUGCUCAAGAAAAAUGGUGAAACUAUUGAAGAAGAAGAAGUAAGAGCUGAGCAACGACUUAGAGAGAUCAAUGAAGAACUUGAUCGUAGGAAGAAUAUCAAUACUGUAGCCGCUUGGGCUUAUGCAUCCAACAUUACUGAGGUCAAUCUCAAGAACAUGAACGAUGUGUCGGUUGAAACCGCGAAAUACUACAAGGAACUUGCAUCUGAAUUGAAGGGAUUCAAUGCCAAGGAAUACAAGAGCGAGGAUCUGAAGAGACAAAUUAAGAAGCUAAGCAAGUUGGGUUAUAGUGCUUUACCAUCUGAGAAGUAUAAGGAGCUUUUGGAAGCUAUCACAUGGAUGGAAUCGAAUUAUGCAAAAGUGAAAGUUUGCUCAUACAAGGACCCAAAGAAAUGUGAUUUAGCACUUGAACCUGAAAUUACGGAAAUCCUUAUUAAAAGUCGAGAUCCUGAGGAACUCAAAUAUUAUUGGAAACAAUGGUACGACAAAGCUGGCACACCAACUCGAGAAAGUUUUAAUAAAUAUGUACAACUAAAUCGUGAAGCAGCGAAAUUGGAUGGAUUUUAUUCGGGUGCAGAAUCAUGGCUUGAUGAAUAUGAAGAUGAGACAUUUGAGAAACAACUUGAGGAUAUCUUCGCACAAAUUCGCCCACUGUACGAGCAACUCCAUGCUUAUGUUAGAUUCAAGCUGAGGGAAAAGUAUGGAAAUGACGUUGUUUCGGAGAAAGGUCCCAUUCCAAUGCAUCUCUUGGGGAACAUGUGGGGUCAAACGUGGAGUGAAGUUGCCCCAAUUUUAGUCCCAUACCCCGAAAAGAAGCUCCUCGAUGUUACCGAUGAGAUGGUUAAGCAGGGAUACACACCAAUUUCUAUGUUUGAAAAAGGAGACGAAUUUUUCCAAAGUUUGAAUAUGACGAAACUUCCAAAAACCUUCUGGGAGUACAGUAUUUUGGAAAAACCUCAAGAUGGUAGAGAAUUGAUCUGCCAUGCAAGUGCAUGGGACUUUUAUACAAAGGAUGAUGUAAGGAUUAAACAAUGUACCAGAGUUACAAUGGAUCAAUUCUUCACGGCUCAUCAUGAGCUUGGUCACAUUCAAUAUUAUUUGCAAUAUCAACAUUUGCCGAGUGUUUACAGAGAAGGUGCCAAUCCAGGCUUUCACGAGGCUGUUGGGGAUGUUCUCUCUCUUUCGGUAUCAAGUCCUAAACAUUUGGAAAAAGUGGGUUUGCUCAAAGACUUCAAAUUUGAUGAAGAAUCCCAGAUAAAUCAACUUCUAAAUUUAGCUCUGGAUAAAAUGGCAUUCCUCCCAUUUGCCUAUACCAUCGAUAAAUAUCGCUGGGGUGUGUUUCGGGGUGAAAUUCCGCCAUCUGAGUACAAUUGCAAAUUUUGGGAAAUGCGUUCCUACUAUGGCGGUAUAGAACCACCGAUUACACGUUCUGAGAAUGAUUUUGAUCCACCAGCAAAAUAUCAUAUUUCAUCGGAUGUUGAGUACCUGAGGUAUUUGGUUUCCUUCAUUAUUCAGUUCCAAUUCCAUCAAGCUGUGUGCCAAAAGGCUGGUCAGUUCGUACCGAAUGAUCCGGAGAAGACUCUUCUGAAUUGUGACAUCUACCAGAGUGCUGAGGCUGGUAAUGCCUUCAAAGAAAUGCUCAAAUUGGGAUCCUCAAAACCAUGGCCAGAUGCAAUGGAAAUUCUUACGGGGCAAAGGAAAAUGGAUGCUUCAGCAUUAAUUGAGUACUUCCGUCCGCUUAGUGAGUGGUUGCAGAAGAAGAAUAAGGAACUUGGAGCUUAUGUUGGUUGGGACAAAUCUACUAAGUGUGUCAAAAACGUCAGUUAAUUCUUUGUGAGCCCUAAAAAAAUAUUCAUAACAUUUCAAUAUGACAAAAUAUAUGAUUUUCGUAAAAACUAAA